AUGGCAGAGAUUGUAUCGUGCGCAAAAGAUACGCAGCUUCACAGCUUCCCGGCGCUGGAGCUGCUUAGCUCCAGCUCGCACGUCGUUAACAACGGUUCCAGUUGCCAGUUUUUCGGCUCGUCGAAGCUUUUUAUGCGAGCCAACAAGGAUUGGGGCAUCGAAUUGUUACGUCUCAAGUAUGAGGACGAUCAAAACGGUACACACAACGAGCACGGCAGUCGGCGUACGAUCGCAAGCGUUAAGAAGAUCAUGAUCGAUAAUUUGUACUGUGUCGCCUGCCCAAAAUCGGCCGGUAAGGAAGAGAUCGCUAUCGGGCUGACGACGGGCACGGUGCGGUUUAUGGACUACAAAAAAGCCAGCUUCACGAAACGCUUCGACGCUGACCGUAUCACGAUCGGUGUGACUUUCAUGGAUUUCAAUGCAACCGAUGACUUUUUGGCGGCCGUAUACGAAAAUGGGCUGGUAAAUGUGUACGGAAUGAAAACGAACUCCAAGCUGCACACCUUGGCUUUCGAUAAAAACACCAUCAAAGCGCGAUUUCAUCCCACAAAACGUUUCUCUAUGGCGGUGGCCUCUUACAACGGAGCCGUAUUGCUUUACGAUACGCAAUCGAAGAAAACGAUCUUCUCACAAACAAUGGCCCAUGGGGCACCGUGUCGUGACAUUGCGAUGGUCGAUACAUAUCCCGAUUACCUCUUCUCAGUAGGCUACGACAGUGUGAUAAACAUUUUCGACACCAGACGCAAAGAAAAGGCGUCUCAGAUACAGUCCAACUAUCCGUUCGAGUCGCUGGCGAUAGCAGAGAACGGCCAUCAUUUUGCUGUGGGUAAUUUGAAGGGCUUCGUGUAUGGGUACGAUUUGCGCAGUCUUAAGGAACCGUUAAACAUGCAAAAGAUUCACCAGAGCAGCGUAAAUAGUAUCGCGUUUGUACCGGCGUCCCGUGACGUAUCAACCCGCCGCAGUAUGAUCGAGCUUGACGAGUUAAAGCAACCCGCGAAAGGAACGCAGGAUAGGAAUCGGGGUGCCGAGCAGGCGAUGGUCACAGAACCACAGCUUCCGGUGGGGCAAGAGCAGCACGACAGCUUUAUGGGAGAGAUUGACCUGUUUUUGCAACGCCGUGAGGCACCGAUGGAUUGUUUGUCGCGGUUAAGUACUUCCUCCCGGUUGAGCACGGAAUCGCGCACGAGCAUGCACAUGGCUGGUAACAAUCUUAUGGGGUUUUUAGAUGAUCUUUCUGACUGCAACAUAGAGCACGAAGCCGGUGAUCCUACGCCUCCCGUUGGGAAAUCUCAAGAGCACCACCAUGAGCAGGAUAACUCGGCCAACGGUUCCGAGCUGAGUGUAGACGACAGCUUUGUGAACGUAAAUCGGUUACUCAAACGGCUCAAAACUGAUGGCACACGAUCGAACGCUAGCAGUAAUAGUGUGUACAGGAAAGGGGCACCAUCCGGAAUGGUGAGCGUGAACGAUAAUUUGGAAAACAUUCGCGAGGAAGCGACCGAUAUUGAGGAAGACGAUGAUGAGGUUGCUACAGCAGGUGCAAGGACGAAUGGCACCCAAAGCAAAGGUGCUAUCACGCGAAGCAUCACCACGCCAAGAAUAUUAAUCGAAAGCCAGCUCGAAAACAGCCAGGUUGAGUCAGUUUCGGAUGAUGCGAGGAGAAACGUUUUGAAUGAUAAAAAAUCGCAGGUCGAUGAAACGAGACCCGUAUCGGAACCAGCACAACCUGCUCCUGCGGCGAUGUCCGGUGGUGCUAACAGAAAGGAUUCCGAGCUGGCAGCUCGACAUGAUAUUGCCGAACUGCGUAAGGCGAUGAUGGGACAGUUUGAAGAGUGCAUGUUGCGCCAAAUUGGUGCGGAACAGGACAUGAAAAGCCAUCUGUGGAUGUGUAUGUUCAAUUUAUGGCGCGAAACGCAAAAUAAACUCGACUCGCUGGAACAGUACGUUAGCACGGUGAUGGGUUUGUUGUUGCCGCGGGACGAAUUUGUGCAGCAAUUUCUAAGCAUUCGAGCUGAAAACGAGCACCUUAGGGCACAGCUGGAAAAGCUAGAGCAACAGAAAAAGAAAGGAUAA
Anopheles nili is the source of this 2073-nucleotide messenger RNA. RefSeq lists its product as uncharacterized. The record is from RefSeq and is a predicted model, not a curated record. The transcript is spliced from 2 exons. Gene Ontology annotation, biological process: mitotic cell cycle; microtubule nucleation. The coding region runs from base 1 to 2073 and encodes 690 amino acids. Gene Ontology annotation, cellular component: ciliary basal body; centriole; spindle pole. Gene Ontology annotation, molecular function: gamma-tubulin binding. Lineage: Eukaryota; Metazoa; Arthropoda; Insecta; Diptera; Culicidae.